UGCGAGGAGUGCCAGAAUUGAGGGAGGGAAGGAGGAUGAGGUGUAUUAAACCCAAAUAACCAUGCCUGGGAAGUGACUGUGCACGGUAAUAAAGUGUUUUCAGUGGGAUGGCAAAGAGGAAGAUGAGAUGGAAGGAGGAAAUAAAGCAGGGUCAUUUGUGUGGGAUCCCUUUGCUGCCCACCAUGAGCACAUGAGGCAGAUGAUGAGGAACUUCCCCGAGCCUUUUGGGCGGGAUCCCUUCCUGAGCCUCCCGGAGGGAGGGGGGACACCGGCGGAGAGGAGAGCGGGCGGCAGGGCCCAGCAGGACGCGCAGGUGGCCACGAGGGGCACCCGCAGGGCCACCAGCUUCUCCCUCAUGCCAUUUGCAGGUUUUGGGAGAGGGUGGGAUGCACAGUUAAUGGAUCCAUUUUCUGCAAUGGACAGGAUGAUGUCAGACAUGAGAAACAGCAUGCUGGAAAUGCAGAGGAAAUUUGAUGACCUGUCCAUCCAGCCUGAGGGACACAGUUUCAGCUCCUCCUCCAUGAUGACCUAUUCCAAAGUGGGGGAUGAACCUCCCAAAGUUUUCCAAGCCACAGCCCAGACCCGCACGGCUCCAGGAGGGGUUAAAGAAACAAGAAGAGCACUGAAGGAUUCUGAAAGUGGCCUGGAAAAAAUAGCUGUUGGUCACCACAUCCAGGAUCGGGCUCAUGUCAUCAAAAAAUCCAGGAACUCCAGGACUGGGGAUGAGGAGAUGAACCAAGAAUUCAUCAACAUGGAUGAAUCUGAGGCUGGCACCUUCGAUGAGGAGUGGCAGAAGGAGGUCAUGAAGUUCAGGCCUUGCCGAAGCAGAGAAGCUGUGGAGGCUUCAAGACCCAGAAGUGUCCGUAACAGCCCCAGGGAAGGUGGAUCAAGAAGAGAGAAGCCACUUGGAGCUCUAGGAUCCAGAGUGCCCAGGGAUUCCUUGGAGGCUCUCAGUGUGAAAGGAACACUUCUCCCCCUGAAGGGCUCCAGGAAGUAACUGUCCCCAUUCCCUGAGGAUGGAGGUUCCCUGGGGUAGAUGAUGGUGCUCAGUGCUCGUGUCCAUAAAAUACACCUGGAUUUGUGACCAA
Molecule: messenger RNA, 1088 nt
Organism: Onychostruthus taczanowskii (white-rumped snowfinch)
Lineage: Eukaryota; Metazoa; Chordata; Aves; Passeriformes; Passeridae
Gene: MLF1
Product: myeloid leukemia factor 1
Exons: 8
Coding region: 128-997 (289 amino acids)
Biological process (GO): regulation of DNA-templated transcription
Cellular component (GO): nucleus; cytoplasm
Source: RefSeq, a predicted model, not a curated record